This is a messenger RNA of Chelmon rostratus (copperband butterflyfish), 18234 nucleotides long. RefSeq names its product FAT atypical cadherin 2 (gene fat2). NCBI's taxonomy places the organism in Eukaryota, Metazoa, Chordata, Actinopteri, Chaetodontiformes, Chaetodontidae. Gene Ontology annotation, molecular function: calcium ion binding. Gene Ontology annotation, biological process: homophilic cell-cell adhesion. The transcript has 29 exons. The record is from RefSeq and is a predicted model, not a curated record. The coding region runs from base 125 to 13228 and encodes 4367 amino acids. Gene Ontology annotation, cellular component: cell-cell junction; plasma membrane.
CGGGAGUACACCGGUUGUUGCGGGCCUGUCGGAGGAUCUUUAAAGUUCCUGCAGUGUGAGGGGAGAGAAGAGAGCGAUAUUCCUGGAAGAGUCACCUAACUGGACCUGAGGUCUGAGGACCUUCAUGGAGGUACUAAAGAUGGCAGCUUUUGGAAAAACUCUCCUUACUUUAGUAGCAGUCCUUCUGCACGUGCCGAGAAGCCAGGGAGGUAUGGGAAAAGGAAAAGACAGCUCGCCUCUGAGGUUCACGCACCAUCUCUACAACGCCACCAUCAACGAGAACUCGGCCCCACGGACGUACAUUGAGACGCCGGUGAAGAUGGGCAUUGAAGUGACAGAUCUGUUCUGGGACAUCAAAUAUAACGUGGUCUCAGGUGAUGACGAUGGCCUUUUCCAAGCAGAAGCAGUUAAAGUUGGGGAUUUCAGUUUUUUGAGGAUCAAAACACGCAGCAGUAAUUCCGCACUCCUCAACAGGGAGGUCAGAGACACUUACACUCUCACUGUGGAGGCAACUGAAAACACUUUUGACUUCCAGGCAAAGACAAAGGUGUUCAUCCAGGUGCUUGACACCAACGACCUAAAGCCUCUCUUCUAUCCUGCCUCGUACAACGUGGCCAUCAGGGAGGACACUCAGCUUAAGUCAAGUGUGGUCAGGGUUGGUGCUACAGACGCCGACAUUGGGAGCAACGCUGAGUUUUAUUACUCUUUCACCAGCAGAUCUCAUCCCUUUGUCGUCGACCCUUUUACGGGCACAGUCAGCCUCGCCAAGAAGCUCAAUCACACCCGCACAGAGAGGUACGACCUCACAGUUUUAGCUGAGGACAGGACAAAGAAGAUAUCUGGCAUUCAGAAAUUUGGUAAUGUUGCAAGAGUUACAGUAAACAUACAAAAGAUGUCCACGGGGUCUCCAGUCAUCACACCUGCCCCCAAACCCACUUUCUCUACAGACGGUAAAAUCACUAUCAAUGUCCAUGUGGAGGCAGGAGUUAAGCCUGUGGAAUCCCUCAAUAUUGUUGGAGGGGAUCCUCACAAGUGUUUUGAGAUAAUCCCCCUCGGGGCGCAGGGCAGUGACUUCCAAGUGAUCUCUACAAAGAGGAUUAUCUGGUCUCAAACUCCUUUUGGGCUGAAUCUGUCCCUUCAAGCUAAAGACAGGAGCAUCCCAAGUUUACUCUCUCCAAUUACACAAAUCCACGUCCCGGCAUAUCAUUACACCCCACUGGCAUUUUUUGAAGACACCUACAUUGUCACAGUGAGUGAGUUUUCACCCCCUAAAACUUAUGUAGUAAAAGUUUCUGUCACCUCCGUACCUUAUAAUGUUUCCUUCAGUAUUAAAAAUAAUCAGGACAGCACUAAAUUCAAGAUAAAUCCAAAAACAGGAAUUAUCAUAACAACCGAGAAAUUUGACUAUGAGGUAAAGAAUCGUUAUGAGUUUGAUGUCGUGGCCAAUCAUGGAGAAGCUGAGACUCACAUAGUGGUUGAGGUUACGGAUGAAAACGACAACAGCCCACAGUUCGCCCGCACCACCUAUCAGGCCACACUGGAUGAAAACACCCCCGUUGGCAGCAGUGUUCUGAAAGUAGCCGCCACAGACAAAGAUAAAGGCAAAAAUGGCUUCGUGACCUAUGCUAUUGCCAACCCAGGCCCCUUACCUUUCACAAUAGACCCAUUCACAGGUGUCAUCUCAACCUCCGAACACAUGGACUACGAGCUGAUGAAACGGCGUUAUCACCUGAGAGUUUGGGCAUCAGACAGCGGCAGCCCCUUCAGUCAGGUGAGCGAGUGCCCCGUGACGAUAACGCUGAACAAUGUCAAUGAUAAUAUCCCUCUGUUUGAGAGGGUGGGCUGCAACACCACUGUACCUCUGGAUUUACCUGUGGGGCACACAAUCGCUGAGCUGUCAGCCAUUGAUUUAGAUGAGCUGCAGCAGCUGAGGUAUGUCAUCGAGUCAGGAAAUGAGCUCCAAGUAUUUGGUAUUGAUCCUGUGUCAGGAGCCAUCACCCUUAGGCAACCGAUUCCCCUGCGAGCAGGUUCGUUCACUUUGAGAGUUGUAGCCACUGAUGGCAGACAUCACUCUGAAGCUUCAGUUGUCAGGGUAACCGUCACUAACAGAGGCGAUGAUGCGACGGUGCACUGCCAGGAAACGGGCAUUUUCAAACAGCUGACUGAUAAACUGAUAGAGUCGAUCAAACCCAUUUUGACCAAUCAAGAGGAAGACACAUUCUCCGAUAUUCACAUCACCAACCGGCAUUCUCCCAAGUUUGACUUGAGCCUCCCGAGUUCAGUUGACCUCACUGAGGACCAUCCACUGAAUUCCACCAUUGUUCAGUUCAAGGCAACAGACGCUGACACUGGGUUUAAUAGCAAGCUUGUGUACGCCAUAUCAAGCGGGAAUGAGGAUGGCUGUUUCUCCAUUGAUACCUUUUCUGGUGACCUUCAGUUAGUUUGCCCAUUGGACAGAGAGAGUAAAGAGUUCUACAUCUUGAACAUCACUGUUUAUGAUUUGGGAACUCCGCAAACAUCUGCAUGGAAGUUCGUUGCAGUGAAUGUCAUAGACGUCAACGACAAUCCUCCCGUUUUUGAUCAGCCUAGAUAUGUGAUACAUGUGCCUGAAAACACAGAGGUGGACUCCAUUGUUUUCACAGCUCAUGCAAUAGAUCUUGACACAGAUACCAGCGGUAAUGUCCAAUAUUACCUGCUGACGUCCACUGACAUGUUCAGAAUUGAUGAAGUGAGUGGUGAGGUGACGGUGACGGGUCGUUUGGAUCGAGAAACCUCACCCAGGCACGACCUCUGGAUCGAAGCUAGAGACCAAGCCAGACCUGGCCCUCAGUUGUUCUCCACUAUUGACCUUGUGGUGGUUUUGCAAGACAUAAAUGACAACCCACCUAGGUUUGUACCCAAAGUUUACAAAAUUAAAGUUCCGGAGGAUGUACCUGUUGGCACCCUCCUAGUCUGGAUCGAGAGUGUCGACUUGGAUCUGGGCAGUGGAGGCCUAGUCACCUACAACCUCAAGAAUACAGAGGGCGGGAUCUUUCAUCUGGACUCCUCCACGGGUGGCUUGACCCUCGAGAGGGAGCUGGACUUUGAGAGGCGGCCAAUUUACAACCUCACAGUUCGGGCCGUCGAUCACGGUCUCCCUCGUUCCCUCUCCUCCUCCUGCUUUGUGGAGAUUCAUGUUCUGGAUGUCAAUGAAAAUCUCCACAGGCCAGUCUUUUCAGAGUUUGUGUAUGAAGCUGGAGUGAUGGAGGAUGCAGCAGUGGGGACAUCAGUGGUCACGCUGACAGCUUCAGACAAGGAUCUGGGAAGAGAUGGAGUUGUCAGGUACCACAUCCACGAAGGCUCUGGUCUGGGAGUGUUCACCAUUGAUGAAGAAACAGGUGUAAUUCGUACAACAGAGACGUUGGACCGUGAGAUGAUGCCUCACUACUGGCUUUCUGUCUACGUCACUGAUCUGGGCACAGAGCCUCUGAUCUCCUGGACUCACGUCUUCCUGGAGGUCCUGGACGUUAACGAUAACGCUCCGGAACUGUCUCAGCCGGUAUAUUUCGCUUCCGUCCAGGAGAACGUGGACAGGGUCAAGUCCGUUGUCCAGGUGUCGGCCACAGACUUAGAUACGUCCUCUGAGGGGAAGCUGUCCUUCCAGAUGCUGGAAUCUCACCGAACGUACUUCGAUGUGGAUCCCGCAACAGGUGUUAUCAGCACUCUCUCAGCCUUGGAUCGGGAGGAUAAACCAGAACACAGUGUCGAGGUAAUCGUGUCAGAUAACGGAUCUCCGGCUUUGCGUUCCACCGCCACCGUCGUGAUCCGAGUUCUAGACGCCAACGACAACCGGCCGAAGUUCACAGACAAACUUUUCCACGUCAAGCUGCCUGAGCAGCGCCACCAGGAAGGUAAACAGGAAGUCUGCAGGAUGGUCGCCCGCGACGACGACGAGGGCCCAAACGCCGUGGUGACCUACAAGCUCCAAGACAACAAGGAUGAGCGCUUUGAGAUCGACUCGGCGACGGGCGUGGUGACAUCGCACGGCGAUUUCUGGCCUGGAAACUACAGCAUUCUCACGAUUAAAGCUACAGACCAGGGCAGCCCGUCACGCUCGUCCACGGCGAGACUAGACAUCGAGUGGAUCGCCCGCCCGCCGCCCUCCGCCGAGCCAAUCACGUUUGACGAGCCCCACUUCACCUUUGCCGUCAUGGAAACGGAGCCCGUCACUCACAUGGUGGGCAUCAUCAUGACGGAGACGCAUCUGAGGCAGAGGUGGUUCGAUAUCACAGGUGGUGAUGAGGAAAAGGACUUUGACAUCCAGAGAAAUACAGGAACCAUCUCGAUCGCACGCCGGCUCGAUGCGGCUCGACGCGCCAACUACAACAUGACGGUGCGGGUCACCGAUGGCCACCACAGCGCCACCACACAGGCCUACAUCCGUGUGCUGGACAUGAAUGAGCAUCGUCCCGUCUUCCUGAAGCAGCUGUACGAGGUGAGGGUUCCUGAGGAUACCUCCCCUUGGAAGGACAUCCUGCAGAUCAGCGCACAGGACGCCGACACCAACAGUAAACUGGUGUACUCCAUCCACAGCAGCCUGCAUCCAGACAGCACCAAAUUCUUCCACCUGGACCCAAAGAGCGGAGUCCUGGUGAUGACGGAGGAGCUUGACUACGAGACGAUCUCGGUUCAUACACUCAUUGUGAUGGUGCGUGACCAGGAGAUCCCAGUGAAGAGGAACUUUGUGAAGGUGGUGGUUCACGUGGAGGACUGCAACGACCACUCGCCGGUUUUCCUCAGCCCCCGCUACGAGGCCAGCAUCUCCAACCAGGCCCUUACAGGCUCCGAGGUUGUCCGGGUCAAGGCCCUGGACAAGGACAUGGGCAGCAAUGCUGACAUCAGCUAUUCUCUUCACUCAGGGAAUAUCGACAACAUCUUUUCCAUAGAUCCAGAGCUGGGCUCCAUCAGUGUGUCCAAACCUUUGGACCUUCAGCCUCAGGACCAGUUCCACUUGACAGUAAAGGCUACUGACCAGGGCUUCCCUCAGCGCAGUGACCUCUGCUCUGUCCACGUCCACAUCCGCAUCUCCGACCAAACCCCACCAGCCUUCACCUUGGAUGAAUACCUAACAGAGAUCAGUGAAUUAAGCACCCUCGGAACACCAGUGGUCACCAUCUCAGCCUCCAGCCCUACUGCAGUGCAUUAUGGGAUAGAAAGUGGCAACCCAGAUGGGAUAUUUCAUAUCAACCCCAACAGUGGGUUGAUUUCAAUCCAAAAGCACCUUGAUUUUGAGAACUGUGCCUCCUACAAGCUCAAAGUUACUGCUUCCACCACAGCCGGAGCCUUGUCCAAGACCCUUGUUUAUAUCUAUGUAAUUGACGAGAAUGACAAUGCUCCUGUUUUUCAGCAGAAGGAGUACAUGGGACAAAUAAGUGAGUCAGCUCACAUCAACAGCAUGAUUAUGGGAGAAAGAAACACCCCUUUGGUCAUCCAGGCCUCAGAUGCAGAUAGAGAUGCAAAUUCUCUGCUGGUGUAUCAGAUCCUUGAACCAGAUGCCCUGAACAUCUUCAAGAUAGACUCGAGUAUGGGCACCAUUUCUUUAAUUGCACCAGUUGACUUUGAAGCCAAGGCAGAGUAUCACUUCAGCGUGCAGGUAAAGGACUCCGGGGAGCCAUCACUGUAUGCAGCAGAGCCUGCCAAGGUCACUGUUCGCGUCCUGGACCUGAAUGACUGCCCACCACAAUUCACCUCCCCAGUGUACGAGCCAUCCAUCAUCUUCCCAGCUGUCACAGAUACAGAGGUUGUGCGCAUCAUGGCCCAUGACGCCGACUCGGCAGUCUCAUACAGCAUCACUGAGGGGAAUCUUCACAAUGCCUUUUCAAUUCACCCCAAUACUGGAGUCAUCACCGUAAGCAAUGUGUCUGAAUUUAAGCCAUUUUACCAACUGGUUGUCAAAGCCUCCGACGGCCUCUACAAAGACUUAGCUACCGUCAAGGUAAACGUGACAAACCUGACAGCCAGUGAUCUUGAAUUUGAGCAGAAAGUGUAUUCAGCUAGCGUAACAGAAAACCUAAAGACAGUCAAAACGUUGGCAGCACUCAAAACCACAGGCUGUUAUUUAAAUGAGCCUCUUUCGUAUUCUGUGGUAAACCCAAUGGGAAAGUUUGUCAUUUCCCAGACGUCAGGUGUACUUGAAACAACAGGUAUCCCUUUUGACCGAGAGGAACAAGAUGUUUAUGAUGUAGUGGUGCAGGUACAAGACAUGAGAACUCCACCUAGGACAGCUACAACCCAGGUCAAGGUUUUUAUAGAUGAUGUCAAUGAUAACUCUCCACAGUUUCUGAACUUGCCUUUUUCAAUGAUGAUUUCUGAAAACUCUGAACCAGGAGAUGUUUUGUAUCAAGCAACUGCCGUCGACAGAGAUCUGGGAGAGAAUGGAUCCAUUAUGUACUCACUGGAGGAGGACUUUGACCUCUUCAGGAUAGAUCCUGACGUAGGCGAUGUAUCCCUUCAAAGGCCUCUUGACUUUGAAGCUCUGAAUAAGUAUGUGUUGACAAUCUUGGCUACAGACGAGGGUGAGCCCAGUCACAGCACAGAGGCACAGCUCAGUAUUCAAGUGAGGAAUCAAACCAAUCCAGUUUUCCAGACUCUUCUGUAUCCGCUGAAAGUCCCAGAAAAUGUGCCCCCAUUCACCACCAUCUUACACGUCCAGGCCAGGAAUCCAGAGGGAUAUUGGCUCAUUUACAACCUUGAGGAGGAAAAUGCCUCAAAACACUUCCACAUUGAUUUCAAAACUGGUGUACUGACGGUCACCAACCCCCUCGACUAUGAGAGCCAAACCAUGCAUGUGUUGACAGUUCGAGCUACUGACUCUGUGACCGGAGCUUUCUCAGAGGCCUCCAUUGAAAUAGAAGUAGAAGAUGUGAAUGAUAAUGCACCAGUAUUCUCAAAACUGACAUACUCUGUGAUCAUUGCAGAGGGGCUCCCAAUCGGCACCUCUGUGAUAAAACUUUCUGCCUCUGAUAAGGACUCAGGCAGAAAUAAAGAUCUGACCUUCGAAGUGGUGAAAACAGAGAUGAACGAGACUGAUUUAUUUGAGAUAGGCCCACAAACCGGGUUGAUUGUCACAAAACAGGUGCUGGACCAUGAAAAAACGAAACACUUUAAUUUGAAAAUCAAAGCCACUGACAAUGGCACUGUUCCUCUUAGCAGUGAAGCCUAUGUCUUCAUAAAUGUCACUGAUGUCAAUGACAACCCACCAGACUUUGUCACCUCCCAGUAUGAAGCCAAACUGGAUGAAAUGGCAAAGUGUGGCCACGUAGUCAUCAAAAUCCAAGCUUCAGAUCCCGACACUGGGGACCUGAAUAACCUCAGGUACAAAAUCCUCUCAGGGAAUGAAGGCAGGUACUUCAACAUCAAUGAAUCCUCAGGAAUAAUUGCCUUUUCUAAUGUCUGUAAGAGGAAUCUGGAUCCUUACUAUAAUCUGACAGUGGCGGUUUCAGACGGAGUGUUUCAGAAAACAGCACCAGUUAAUAUUGACAUGAUGAACAGCAACAGGCAUAGUCCGUACUUCAAGCAGAGCAUCUACGAAGCAGAACUGGCGGAAAAUGCGGAGGCAGGAACUCGUGUGAUCCGACUAGCGGCCAUUGACCCUGAUGAUGGGCCAUAUGGCAGUGUUGACUACACAAUCAUAAAUAAACUUGCUGAUGAGAAAUUUGCCAUUGACAAUGAUGGGCAGGUUAUUACGACACAACCACUGGACAGAGAGAACCCUGCCCAGAGAGUCAUAGCUAUCAAGGUGAUGGCAAAAGAUGGCGGUGGAAAAGUGGCCUUUUGCACAGUCAAGAUUAUUCUCACAGAUGAGAAUGACAAUAUUCCUCAGUUCAAAGCAUCAGAAUACCAGGUUUCAAUUCAGUCAACUGUAAAUAAAGGCUCCCCUGUCAUUCAAAUUAUGGCUUAUGAUGCAGAUGAUGGCAAAAAUGCAGACGUCACCUACACAGUUGAUGAAGCCGAAGAGGUGACCGAAGACAUCAUUGAGAUCAACCCUUUCACUGGACUUGUAAGUGUCAAAGAGAGUCUUGUUGGCAUGGAGAACAAGAUCUUCAACUUCAAAGUCAAAGCUCGUGAUGGCAGCCUUCCUUUUUAUAACUCCACAGUCCCUGUUCAGGUCAAAGUGGUUCCUCCUGAGGUUCCUCUUCCGAAGUUCUCAGAGCCUCUCUACACCUUCUCAGCUGCAGAGGACAUCCCCAUUGGGACAGAGAUAGGCUCCGUAAAGGCGGACUCUGACAUGCCCCUUAUUUAUAGCCUGGUGGACGGGAACACUGUGGAAAGCAACAAGGACAAAGUGUUCACUUUGGACAAAGAGAGUGGAACUUUGCUGUUGCAGAAAACCAUUGAUCAUGAAAAGACAAAAUGGUAUCAGAUAGAUGUGAUCGCUCAGGGGAGCCACAACGGGACUAAUGUAGCAUCUCUGGUGUCAGUCAACAUCCAGGUCCAAGAUGUGAAUGAUAACCAGCCCAUGUUUGAUGCAAACCCAUACAGGGCCUUCCUGGCUGAGAACAUGCCUGUUGGAACCACGGUUAUUCAGGUGACGGCGAAUGACCCGGACACAGACACUAACGGUCUUGUGACCUACAGCCUGGAGUCUCUACCUGAUGACACCAUGGCAGACAUCACUGAGGUGUUUUCAAUUGAUGGAGAGAGCGGCUGGAUCACCACCGUACGCCAGACAGAUUGCGAGGCGACCAGGGUCUACAGGUUCAGCGUGGUCGCGACAGACCACGGUGGAGACAUGAAGCUGUCGUCCAGUGUCCUGGUUGAGGUGACGGUGAUGGACGACAAUGACAACCCGCCAAGGUUCUCCGAUGAAGUUUACCACGGCUCGGUGGUGGAGGACAGCAGUCCUGGUGAAGUCAUUGUCUCCAUGACGACCACAGAUGCUGACAUUUCACUGGAGAACCGCCUUGUGACAUGUUACAUCACAGAUGGGGACCCUUUUGGCCAGUUUGCCAUCAUCCAGGAGGACGAGGGCGAGUGGGGUUUGAUCGUGAAGGAGCGUCUGGACAGAGAGACCAAAGACAGAUACACUCUCAAAGUCACGGCCACUGAUGGGAAGUUUGAGGCUCCAGUCGUUGUGGACGUCCAUGUGCUGGACAUCAAUGACAACAGUCCACUGUGUGAACAGCUGGUGUACACGGAGGCGGUGAUGGAAAACUCGCCCUCCAGCAUGUUUGUGCUGAAGGUUUCGGCUUCAGAUCCAGACGUGGGAGCUAAUGGCCAGAUCUCGUACACCCUCCACGGUCCUGAUGCAGACAAGUUCCAUCUUGACCACAGGACAGGUGAGCUGUUUACUCUGGCUGUGUUGGACCGGGAGCGGGAGGUUGAGUACAACCUGGUGGCGAAGGCGACGGACGGCGGCGGGCGUUCGUGUCAGGCAGACAUCCUGCUGAUGAUCCAGGACAUGAACGACAACCCGCCUCGCUUCUCCUCCAGCCACUACGAGGUCACCGUGUUCGACAACACGACUGUCCGAACUCCCAUCGCAGUCAUAUACGCCAAGGACCCAGACACUGGUAUAAACUCUGAGGUGAAGUACUCCCUCCUGGCAGGCGACAGCGGCUACUUCUCUCUGGACGAGUUUUCGGGGAUCCUGCGGCUGGAGCGACCCCUGACCCCCGACACCCCGCCCACCUUUGAGCUGAAGGUGAAGGCCACGGAUCGCGGCCUGCCUCGUCACCUCUACUCCGUCGCCACAGUGACGGUGGACGUGGUCUCCCUGGACGACUAUCAGCCCGUCUUCCUGAGCUCGGAGUACACCGCUCAGGUCCCAGAAUCCCUGGCCGUGGGGUCCGAGGUGGUGAGCGUCUCCGCCCUGACUAGAGAUGGUGGAGGACCGGAUCCUGUCUCCUACCGCAUCAUGACCGGCAACGAGGACGGACGGUUCCUGCUGGACUCACAGACAGGCCGUCUGACCCUUAUCGCACCGCUGGACUUUGAAGUUUCUCGGGAGUACUACCUCUCUGUGGAGGGAAGUCGUGGCAAGUCGUCCCUCAGCGACAUCACCACGGUGAUCAUCAACGUGACGGACGUGAACGACAACACGCCAGUGUUCGGGCGAGGCGACUAUACUGCAGAGAUAUCAGAGAAUCUGACGCCUGGACGCCUUGUAAUGAAGGUAACAGCCACGGAUCAGGACGGUCCAAUCAACAAUCUGCUGCGUUACUCCAUAGUGAGCGGAGACCCUCUGCAGCAGUUCUCCAUUCACUCUCGCAGCGGAGAAAUCACUGUCCGCACUGCACUGGACCGAGAGGAGAUCCCUCAUUACUCUCUGACAGUGCAGGCAGCUGAUGAAGGUGAUCCUCCUCUGUCCUCGGCCGUCCUCAUCACCAUCACUGUCACCGAUGUCAAUGACAACCCGCCCAUCUUCUCGCAGGUCAACCACAAUCUGCUGCUGCAGGAGGGCGAGUCAGUCGGCAGCAGCAUCCUCCAGCUUGUCGUGACGGACAAAGACACGCCCAGGAACGGACCGCCUUUCUCCUUCCACAUCGUCAGCGGCAACGAGGACCGCCGUUUCCACGUCGACCAGGGUGGCCUGCUGUCGCUCUCCGCUCCACUCAGAAAGAAGGUCAAACCCCAUCACCAGCUCAAGAUUCAGGUGACAGACAGCGGCCACCCUCCCCUCUCCUCCAUCUGUGUGGUCAACAUCAAUGUCACCGAGCAGAGCAAGUAUCCUCCCUCUGUAGUGCCUUUGGAGGUCUUCAUCACUACCUCCGGCGGGCUGUUUGCCAACCGGGUCAUCGGCAGGCUCCAUGCCUCAGACCAGGACCUGCAGGACGUCCUGGCCUACAAGCUAGUAUCAGAAAAUCCAGACAACGGGAGGUUCUCCGUGGACCUGACUGACGGCAAAAUCUGGGCGGAUGAAAACCUGGAGGAGGGCUCCUACUCCCUCAAUGUGAGCGUGACUGAUGGGAAGUUCAGCGUCUGGACUGGGGUCAGAGUUCACGUGUGGGCGGCCGACCAGAGGGCGCUGGACUCCGGCCUGACGCUGCAGCUGGUCGGGCUGUCGCCGGAGGAGUUUCUGGGCGACCACUGGAGAGGCCUUCAGCGCAGCCUAGGACAAGCUUUGGGUUUACCCAGACAAGAGCUUCACCUGGCCAGCCUCCAGCAGCUACCUGACACCAAGGUCCUGGAAACCCUGCUGGUCUGGAGGCCUCAGAAUGGACUCGUCCAGUCUCUGCCAACCAGCAGACUCGCAGGUAUUAUUUCGGACAUCGAGGACUCUCUGGGCCUCAGCAUCCUCAGGGUGAGCCACAACGGGUGUCUGGGUACCGGCUGUCCACCGCGAGGCUGCAGGAACGCCGUCCAGCUGACAGGAGAAAGAAUGAGCCAUUUCACCACCGCCAGAGCUGGUUACAUCACCCCCCGACACACCUGGGAGAGCGUCUGCCCCUGUAACGAGUCGGCGGUGAGGUUCGACGGUAAAUCCUACCUGAAGUACCUGCACAGGAUGGACGAGGACAACCAGGAUUUCAAACUGUCACUGAGGUUCAAGACUUUCCAGGACCAGGGCUUGCUCGUGUCCACCAACGGCACCAAGGACUGGGGAACUCUGCAGUUGACUGAUGGGGGGCUGCGGUUCAGCUACAGCUGUGGAAACGCCUCCCCUGAUUCCUUACUGAUCAGAUCUGAUCAAGUGUCAGACGCCCAUUGGCACGGCGUCCUGCUUGAGGUCAACUCCACCGCCCUCAGACUGACCCUGGACCGGCAACAUCCGGCCUUCACCACCCUGGCCGAGCCAUGCCGGAUGAUGCGCUCCCACGGUGCUUUGCUCUUCGCUUCUUCCACCCAGGUCACUGCUCCGGAGGUCCACCAGCAUCCUCAUAAUUUCAUCGGCUGCCUAGAGGGCCUGGAGCUCAAUGGGGAGCCAAUCAGAGCGGGUGACACGGCGGAGUGGGCCGGGCCGGGGAGCAGGAGGGUGUUUGGGGUGUACCAGUGCUGCAGCAGGGCAGGAGCCUGCGACAAUAACGCCUGUGAGAAUGGAGGGGUCUGCGAGGAGGACGCCAGCGGAGAGCCGCGCUGCAGGUGUGCAGGACUCUUCCACGGCACCCGCUGCGAGCUGCCUGACAACCCGUGUGCCUCCCAGCCAUGUGCCCACGGCAGGGUGUGCAUACCCAAGGCUCAAGGUUACAUGUGCAACUGCUCGCUGGACAACGCCGAAGCACGGUGCCACAAUCAGGUAGAAGUCUGUUCGCCCAAUCCGUGUCCAGGAGGCUUUGAUUGUAAGGUUACUGAUGGCUCCAUCCACUGCGACCCGCUGCCUCAGGUGUCUCCAGUGAUCGGUUAUAUGGAAAUCAUGGAGAUCAGUGCCAGUGUGCUCGGAUUGCUCUUCCUGGUUGGCAUCUUUGUUUGCGUCAGGAAACGCUACGUUCAGCAGAAGAAGAAAAAACCUGUCUGUGUCCAGGACUCCAAUGGCUACUUCCAGCACAGCCUGGCCAAGAGCCUCAAAGCCGACAACCAGGAAGUCAACCCCAUAGAGAUGAGCUCAUUGGUCGGUCCCAUCAACGACCUCGACCACACGCCGUUCAGGUCGCUUCGCCCACGAAGCCAGAUCAGUUCGUCAGGAGGUGGGGUUUCCUCUCAGAAGACACAGGGGCCGGUCGUGUGCAGUGUUGCCCCCAACCUUCCCGCCAGGCCACCGUCCAGCUCCGACAAUGACUCCAUCAGGAAGAACCACUGGGAUAUGGACUAUGAAGUCUAUCCGGCAGACCCUGACUAUUAUGGCCGCCCAGCAGUCCAGGAGUUCCCCCAGUUUGACAUCGUGGAGGACACUUACUCCACCUCCACCAUGGAUUCCCGUCGGAACUCUCGAUUCGGUGGCUUUCCAUUCCCACUGGACCGCUGCGACCGCCGCGCUCCCCUGCCACCCUGCUACAGCAACCAGAACCUGGACGACUUCCUGGGUCCUGACGGGCUCCCGCUUCCCAGCUCCCAGUGCCCCAACGAGUACACCGCCAUCAGCUACUACCCCACCCAGCACACCCGCAGCCUCGACAACGUCUCAGGAGGCUACAAGAGACUCAGCAUGCGUCUAAGCGUGGCUAUGCCAUCAUAUGCUGAGCAGGCCAGCCCGCCGUCGGCGACAAAUCCCGCCCAGCCUCAAACGAGACCGGCAGGGCAGAACCCGCGCAGCUACGACGGGUCAAGCAUGGUGGAGAGCGAUUAUGGGAGCUGCGAGGAGGUGAUGUUUUAGGACCAACUUCUGGUUCGAAGCCUGCAUCCUUUUGUGGCAAUUUGCGUCCUUUCCAGUGAUAAUUCACUUCUAGUUUCACAUGAACCCAAACAGUGUAAGUACUGUCCACUGUGUUCUACUACUCCAUUCUAAGGCAGCUUUGUGUAUAAGUACACUUUCAGAUUUCAGACUCAGCAGCUCAGCAGUCUCUCACUGUGAGAACGAGUCUUUUUCCACCCUGAUGGAGAUGAAAGCACCAUGUGAAACAACAGUUCUGCCAUCUUUUAUUUGUUUAACUUUUUGAAGUGGUGUAGUCUUGCUGUGCCAGACUAGACGGGGGUAAUUGAGGACUCCUCGGUUACCUCUGCGGAAGAAGUUCAGCAGAAGUUCAUCCCUUUGUCAAAGAGCCUCGCCGAGAGCAUUCGCUCACUUGUUCGGGUUGUGGAAUCAUGAACAGUAUUACUGACUUGACUGUGGACUGUUUCAAAGUCAAAAUAAGGCAAAACUCAAGACUUUUUCUUUUUUCUCAACAUGGGAGAAUCUGACUCUCUGCUUUCGAAACAUGCCCAAAAAACAUCAGUCUCAGCUGUUUAUGAUGCACAGUUUGAUGUGAUCGAACGUGCGACAGCAGGCACGAGGAAAACACAGUUGCCAUGACAGUGGCAAGCAUGACAUUCAGACAACACCGCUCGUUCAGAAAUGCCUUUCUGAUGAAAUCCUGAUAAAGCAGCUUUGAUGAGGACUGUUGCAUUGUAUGAAAGGUAAAUCACAGACGGGGUUUAUGAAUAAAAGAGCUGCAGGAAUGUCAGAAAACACACAGGUUUAACGUUGGCCCACUAUUUCAAAUCUAAAACGUACUUAAAAUGACACAUUUCAUGUAGGAUAAACAUUUCAUUGAACUCUUCUGCUCUGUUGUUUAUGGUUGUUGCCUGUUACAAAGAAGGGGGCUGGAUCCUCAUAAAAGAAUUAAAUCCUUAAACAAGAAGGGCAAAGCGAGGGAAGUUGUGACACAGAUGUAUUUUAACUUUUAGUGUUGCUAGUAUCAAUGCUGUUGACACUCCUGUAAAUUCUGUAGAUUUUGAAUCUGUAUGCAUCUCCUUGUGGAUUAGAAUAAGUGUGAACUAGAUUACACUAUUUUCUUAGGAGGAGACGUUUGUGUUUGUGAUCAAGUGCAGCUCUGCAGUGUUGCUGCCCUUCAUGAUAAAGGGAACACUUAAUGUAGAGUAGUUUUUGCAGCACUAAAGAAAUGUCUAUGCAGCCAUUUUAAAUGGUAUAAAUAUGCAAGCCUAAGAUAAAAGAAAUGCUUGUUUUAGUCAAGAACUUGUACAGAAUGCAGAAUAUUAAGAAGUGAAUGUGUUAUACUGAGUAGUAGAGUCAAUGAACAGCCUUUUCUAAAAUCAACUGUUUGACAGUGAAGAGCCAUGAUAUUUAAUUAAAUAACUGACAAAUUUGUACACACAAUCAUUUCAUCAAAAGUUCUUUUAUAAAGAAUUUAGAGCAACAGCUAAUGAUUGUCAUUAAUCUGCCAAUUAAGAUGGAACCAGCAAUCAUUUUGCAUUUUUGCUUCAAAAGUGGGUUCUUAAACAAUUAUUUUCUGUUCAACUAUUCAUUUCAGCUUUCAUCUGUUAAUAAAUUCGUGUAUAAAAGUGAAAAAUGAUGCAAAAACGGCAACGACAACCAAAUUCCUUAUUGUCAGAUUAGAAGCAAUGUAUGUACAUGGAGAAAAACAGGCAAAUGGUCAAAUUUCAGGAGCUGUUACUGGCACUAAAACGGAGGGUUUCUAACAUGCAUGUUGGGUAAUUUAGGACGUUGGACUUUUGUGUGACUUUUCAAUUUUAUUGUUGUUCCACAAUUAAUUCAAUCCACGACCAACUCAAUAACAUUUCAAGCGUAAAAGUCUUCAGGGAGUGUUUUCUAAUUGACUUAACUCAGGGAAACAAUGGAUUGUCCCUUUUAAUAAACUGAGCAAACAUACAGUAUGACAGUCCAUGCACUUUGUUUAGGUACAACACAUAUGUUAGCAUAACAACCAGUGUCAGCAUGUGAUUAUACAGUCCAAACAACACAGAGCCUUAAUCAGGCGGUUUGUGAAUUCCAGGGCAGACAGACGGCCUCAAAGAUCAGAUCUAAAAGACAAAUCGGAUUUUCCAGCUGUUUGGACAGUUUGUGUUUUGGCAAACGAUGGGGUGCAGGGUGAAUGUGUACACAGUGUUUACUGCUGCUUCCAUGUAAACGUGCUGAGGAUGCAGAUGAUGCUCGUAGUAUCAAAGCUCGCAUCAACUGAAUUUUUACACAGCUCCUGAGGCUGGGGAGAUAAACAAGUCAUGAGAGCACUGCUUGUACUCGAAGAAGGCAUUUUGUUGUAAUGUGUGUGUUAAUGGACAUGAGUGUAGUUCAGACAGGGGUGGAAAGUCACAGAAAAAACUGUUUUUGAUGUAAGUCUGUCAUGCAUUUGUAAUGUCCUAACCCAUCUGGCACCAUAAUGGACUAAAUCAAAGCACACAUGCUGCAAAUAUUAAUACAUGACUAGUCACUGGUGUUUUUACUGCAGUCUUGCUGAGCUGCUGCUUAGCUUUGGCACCAUUUUUAAAACAAAAGAAGACGGAAAGAAAUUGGUGCUUGGAAGCAAAAUUCAAGACGCAUUAAGAAAGACUUACGCUGAACGUGCAGCAUUGUGAAAUUUAACGGAUUUCAGCUGUUUAUCUAAUGCACACAGGCCAAAUCUUUCUUGUCUGAAAUGGGAAACCAGUCCUGUAGCAAAGCAUAUAGCAAGUAUAUUUUACAAUCACAACAAACAGGACCAAAGAAUCAUGCAAGACACAAUAACUGCACAAUCAUCCAACCGGAGUAUCCUGAAAUGUCAGUAAAGGAAUACUAAUUGUGUACCAAGAGUUGGAAAAGAAGAUCAAUAUCAGUUUUAUCUCUUCAAGCUCAAUGGAGAAGAACUGUAGCUUUGUGUUCAUUAAAUUGCUUGUAUCCAUCAGGAUAAAAGAAAAUGCCUUGCAGAAACUGUUUAUAUGUUGUAUUACAGUAAGAAAGCUGUUCAUAAAUCUAUUGAGCUUCUCACUGAGGACAGAACUUUUGAUACGCUGCUACAGCCUCUGGAUCCAACUGUUCUGGCUCAGCUCUAAUACAUGAGUGAACUACUUUUAAAACUACAAUAUCUCACUUUCUAUUUCCACACAUACAGCAUGCAAUAUGCAGCUGGGAUGAUAUGCUAACUACCAAUUAGAUAUUACUAAGAGUUGGGUGGUAAAUCAAUAUGCAUUGCCAUUAUGAAGACGUGACAAGACCAUGGGACAAAGCUGAAUCACAUACUCCUAGAGACUGUAAAAAUAAUUUUUUAUUUACAGUCUCUAUAAUUAUUUCAGCAGCAUCGUAGCCAUACUGCAUAUAAAAGUGGCCAUAAAGUACAUUGUGCAGUAAACUGCUACAGUUUAGCUGUUACUGCUCAUCAAGUUAGUGCCAUAAGAAAAGUCAAAGUAAAAUUAGAUGCACGAAUGUGAGACAUUAACAUCCCUAACAUUUACAACUGAACCCUGGGCUUGACUGCAAGGUAAAUCAAAAGUACAACAGAAUGGUUAGCUCGUGCUAUAAGAUGAACAUACUGUACCUCUCCUGGCAUGCACCCAGUGGUGGCUGGAAAUAUAUGCCUGUAAAUAUUAGCCGUUUUUAUGUCAAGUAUGCUCAGUAAAGUAGACCGUCUGUUAAGAUAAUAUUGUUGCGGUUGCAAUGCUAAUUUACCUUAACGUGUUCUCAUUUUGUGUUAGCAUCGAGCUAGCUAAGUGUUAGGUAUAUUAUUGAUUUUUAGCCACACACCCCUCCCCCUCAUCCUUUGUGUUAAGUUAAUCAGAUGACAGAGCUGCUUCUGUUUUGACCUGAAGAGACAAAACUCAUACUGAUCUUCUCAUCCAGCUCUUGCUAAGUGCAAAUAUGCAAAUUCCAAAAAUGUUUAGAGUAUUCCUUUAAAUGACUGCGUCAAUGCAAAUAACAGAGAAAUGAGAAAUACAUUUUCUUGCAAUUAAAAGAAUUCCAUGAAUCCAGUCUUGCUUAGCCAGAGAAAACGUUGAAGAAGAAGAUGAAGAUUCCUUUACUGUCACAUACAAUCAUGCUUAGUACCACAUGGUGACAUUUGUUCACACAGAGCUCCACUGAGCCACCGUGCUGCUCUAAACCCUGAAUAAUGGGAGACAGAGCUCAAUUCAACAAACUCUAGAAACUAUGAACCACUCUCACAGAAGACAGUGUUAAGCUCAUGCCACAAAGACGGCAAAUUAUUAUCAAGAAAAACUAAUAAGAAAAAUUAGCAUUUGCGCCUUAAAAAAGCCUUUUGAAGUUAAUAUCCUGGAUGAACAACAUAGGCCUUAAUGAAAUCAAACUUCUGUGUUUUCCAUCAUAAAUCUGACAGUGAAUUUCUGCUGCCUUUGUUGUUCCAGUCAAAGCACUGUAAGGCAAUUUUGGUUUUGAAGAUCAUGGAAAGUGUGUUGCAUCAUAACCAAAAGCAGGCAGUUUUAAUCGCCUAAAUAUACACGCUAAGCCGACGCUUUCAUUUGAGUAACUCUAUUCCUGCUGUUCUCACAUGAAUCUUGUUUUGUAGGUCAAUGUCAUGCCCACUUCAGAUUUUGAACUUAUUCUAUGAAAUCUGAGAAUGUGUAAUUAAACCCUGUUGAACUGCCAUUGUUGUUGUAUGCUGUGGGUUAAUGUACAGUGUCUGCCUAUCACACAUGGUUUAACUGUGACUGCUGUGUUUGUAUAAUCUACAGGUAUUGUGUUGUACAUACAGUAUUUAUCUGUGUGUUGCUGUUGUAGGUUGUUGUUUGUGCAGAACAUGACUUUACCUGAAUGUAAGUUGCAUUUGUUUUCAUUUAUUUCAUUCAUAAAGUUUAUUUUUGUAUCAAUGUGGGCCUCCCCAUGUUUUGCUCUGUUGUUUCUCUGUGAGAGAUUUUAUUAAGAUGCCGUCUUUCUGUUUUGUUUUUCAAUAUUGUAAAGAGAAUAUGAAUAAAGAUAUUAUCUUCUACGAACAUCGA